Messenger RNA from Aplysia californica (California sea hare), 3164 nucleotides. RefSeq names its product solute carrier family 13 member 5. Gene Ontology annotation, biological process: monoatomic anion transmembrane transport. Gene Ontology annotation, cellular component: membrane. Lineage: Eukaryota; Metazoa; Mollusca; Gastropoda; Aplysiida; Aplysiidae. The record is from RefSeq and is a predicted model, not a curated record. Gene Ontology annotation, molecular function: transmembrane transporter activity.
AAAAAAAAAUAAAAAAAAUAAGCGCAACACAAAGAGCGAUAGGGCGUAAAAUGCUGGGCAUAAAAAUUCAGGAAAAAAAUAAAUCACACACAGAUACGAGAGGAAACAGGAGUGGCAGACGUCCUCAAAUAUAUACUCACUUAGAAAUGGUAAUGGGCUGGUAACAUCUGCAAAGUGGGAGACAACAUCAGAUGAAAAAAAACGAUGCACUGAAUAGAGACCAAGAGCUGGAAAAAGAUCCAGAGGAAGACCAAAAGGAAAGUGGUAAGGUGGCAUCAGACUGCAGAUGGGUACAGCAUGGACACGAAAAAGAAAGCUAAUAAAGAAGAGUGGAGGUUACGUAUAGGGCCUAUGUGAACUUACUUUGCAAAGAAAAUAGACCAUGACCAACGACCGAAGGUCAUGCAACAGGCGUGCAUAGUGUCCAGGCCAACAUUCGACACUCGUGCACUCUCUUGUCUUUUUCUCUUGUUUUGCUUUUUUGAAGCGCGUACGACUUGAUGGUCUGCAUCACUUGAGGGCUUCUUGUGAAGAUUUAGGCGACAAAAAAUCUGGAGAUUCUUUUCGGUUUAAAAAUAGGAACAUUUCGGUUUGUAUAUAGUUUACUCAAAAAAAGAGAGAAAAAUCUUAAAGUUCAUUUUCUUUCAGGUAACCAUUAUUUUCAGAUUGACUGUGUUCAAUUUAAGCGGACUCCACUGUAUUUAUAGACACGAACAGACAGAGACCCGAAAGGUCAGAGAAUGGCGUGUGAAAAGACAGCAGAAACUGCCUCCAUUCCUUCCACCAGUCGAUGAGCUUCCAGCAGUCUCUUUGUUCUCGUCUUGUCUUUUUUCCGACUUUUAAACCCCUAUAUUGCUGAGACGUUUCCAUCUACGUAUGUACAGACAAGGCAGAAUGUUUGUUCAAGAGAGAUUAAAACAAAACCAUAAAAUAGUUCAUUUAAAUUAAGAACAAUCUACUGUAAAAGCAAUUCCAUCUUCUAAACUGUAUAUAUAGGCUAGAAGUAGAAACAAACAGCUGUGAACCAGUUUUGGAAAAUCCAAGCAAUUGAUCUGUGAACACAGCAGUCAAAAGGUUAAGCAGAUGACAAUCUGGAAGGUCGAACGACCCACUUGUUGCUGCUGGCAAGUUGGACGGUCACGUGACUAUCUGCUUCCUUCCAAGAGUGCCUGGUCUGAGAGUUGGUCAGUGGGGCGAGGACAUCCAGGCAGACAGGAAGACAGCACGAGUGCAAAAACUUGACAGCGAGCACGCACAGAAGACAGCCAGCACACUCACAACAAUCAGCCAGCACAAUCGGACGUUCAUUGCCCUCUGUUCCAAACAGCCAAUAAGAAAAAUUAUCCAAACUGCUGAAAUAUUCAUAACAUUUUGAAAGAUAUAUUGAUUUUUAAAAAUUAUUAAUAAAUGGAAACAAACGAAACAGAAGUAACAAUCAUACUUUAAGGGAAACAUAAAAAACCCAAAAGAAAGUGCAUUAUUUAUAUUCUAUUUUCUAAGGAAGGUAUUUUGUACAGACGUUGCAAAGAUGGGCGACUCCACCAGGCUCCCAAUACGUCAUGUGAUCUGGGGAGCGCGUAACGUCAUCAUCCUGGUCCUGACCCCUCUGCUGUUACUGCCACUCCCACUCUGCAUUGGAACUUCCGCGUCGAAGUGUGCCUUUGUUGUACUCAUGAUGGCUGUCUAUUGGGUCACUGAAGCUCUUCCUGUCGGAGUUACCGCCCUUAUUCCAGUGGCGUUAUUUCCCCUGUUUGAAAUCAUGCCAUCCGAACUUACUGCUUCUUACUACAUGAACAACAUGACCCUGCUAUUCACGGGUGGUCUCUGCAUGGCCAUCAGCCUAGAGUACUGGAACCUUCACAAAAGAAUCGCGCUCAAGAUUCUGCUCCUCGUAGGCACAGAGCCGAAGUGGUUGAUGCUUGGUAUGAUGUUAGCCACCUGGUUCCUGUCCAUGUGGAUCUCCAACACCGGAACUACCGCCAUGAUGGUUCCCAUCAUCACAGCCGUCCUAGAUCAGAUGAGGAAGGGGAAGAACUCCACCAUCGAGGAUGUGGAGUCGAAUGUGGCGGCGUCGGAUGACCAGGGGAAAUCUCAUGAGGUCGAUGACAAGACAAAUGGAAGCGUCGUGGAUAGCUCAAAUGCGCCACAUGUUGCCAAGAAAGAAGAAAAACCUGUCAAAAGCCAAGAGCGGUACGUAGUUGCUGGCGAAGGUGACCAGUACGAGCUGAAAAAGACAGAAAGCGAGGGGGAGAAACAUGAUAACGAUGACGCUCACAGUGAUGCCUCAGACAGCCAAGAAGACGAUCACAUGGCCCAGAUGGAGCGCGGGAUGUUGCUGUGUAUCUGCUACGCCGCCAACACUGGGGGGAUUGCAAGUCUCACCGGCACCGGCCCCAACCUGGUGCUUAAGGCCAUGGUAGACGAACUGUACCACAAGCACGACCUGCCCAGCCCUGUGUCGUUUGGGACGUGGAUGGCUGUGGGUCUACCGCUCUCCGCUGUGGUCCUCAUUGUCUGUUGGAUCUGGCUGCAGGUUGCCUUCCUGAGGUGCAGAGGGCCGUGCUGCAGCUGUUGUUCACCUGCCACAGAGAACAGCCGGAGGGUUAAAGAACUCAUCGCAGCGGAGUACCGCAAGCUGGGUCCUGUCUCACUGAGUCAGAAGAUAGUGGUGAGCCAGUUCUUGAUUCUCGUCAUUCUGUGGAUCACGCGAGACCUGGGCGGCGUGGCGGGAUGGGGGAAGAGUUUUCCAUCGGGGUCAGAAGCUGUGUGUCCCCCUUAUGGAGUGGUCCUACGUCCAACAGAAGAUGCCCUGGCACCUGCUGUUCCUUUUGGGGAGUGGAUUCGCUCUGGCCAAGGGCAGUGAGCGCUCAGGUCUGUCCUACUGGCUAGGCACACAGCUGGAGGUUUUCAAUGACGUCAACCAGUGGGCGGUCCUCUUCAUUAUCGGAUAUUUCGCCACGUUUCUCACAGAAGUGACGUCGAACUCGGCCAUCGCCAAUCUGCUCCUGCCUAUGCUGAUACAACUGGCUCUGAGGACGGGUGUCCACCCACUCAACUACAUGUUCCCGGCUGCUCUGGCGUGUUCCUUUGCCUACAUGCUUCCAGUUGCCACGCCCCCUAAUGCCAUCGUCUACGCUACUAACAAGGUCAAAAUGUCUCUGAUG